AUGAGUUCUUCCUAUUCAAUGCACACUCGCUAACAGAGCAUCAGGAUGUCUGGACUUCUGCGGGGAAUCGCGAGAAUCCGAACCUCCCCGGUUCUGCGGGGAUCAGCCGUCACCCAGCGAGCCAACAUCGCUACACGACCAGCCAAGGACGCUGUUGGUCCUGCUGAGACAGCAAUUGGUCUGAUGGUGUUUUCCCUUGCCAUCCUGGGACCAGCUGGGUGGGUUCUGGCCAACCUGGAAAACUAUAAAAAGAAGGGUUCUGCUGAUUCUGAGUGAUCGAUGUGUCACAGACUGAAAGCAUCUUGUCUGAUUUUAUUGCUUUUAAAAAAAUUUGGGACCACCAUGUCACUGACCUCCAACUUAACCUGAAAUGUGGAACAAUAUAUCUCUUCUGAGCCACCCAGCUUACCUCUCCAUGCGACGGUUUACUUUCCUCCAACCACUCUGGUCAACAAUGCACUGAGCUGUCUACUCGGUGUUAGUAACUGUGUAAUAGCAUGUCAUUGUGGGUGAUUCCAUUCUCCUUCCAUGGAGCUUGUUACAUUUUAAAUAAACAGUUAUUUAAAUCUUAAA
Messenger RNA from Xyrauchen texanus (razorback sucker), 573 nucleotides. RefSeq names its product cytochrome c oxidase subunit 8B, mitochondrial-like. The transcript is spliced from 2 exons. Gene Ontology annotation, cellular component: mitochondrion. The coding region runs from base 46 to 276 and encodes 76 amino acids. Gene Ontology annotation, biological process: mitochondrial electron transport, cytochrome c to oxygen. The record is from RefSeq and is a predicted model, not a curated record. NCBI's taxonomy places the organism in Eukaryota, Metazoa, Chordata, Actinopteri, Cypriniformes, Catostomidae.